UGUACAUUUCAUUUCUUAAUCUUCAGAACAGGAUUGGCGGAUGGCACUUUUGUGAUUUCUAUUGUGCCUGCACAGUGACAAUAAAUACAUAAUUUAUAACAUUUUUUAUAACGUUAUUUUCUAAUUUAAUUCCCAUGCUAUAAAAUCGAACAAAAACUAAAUAAUGGGACUUAAGGUGCCGUAAGGUGAGAUUGUACUCUCCUCGAGCUACCUCAAAAAGGGGGGCCCCGCCCGUGCCUCGGACCGCGCGGUGCUACAAAUCCAGCGCACGCCGCGUCUCCAGUCGGCUCUGAACGUGACGUAUUUCCUGGAGAAAGGGUUUGUGGCAGUUUGUUUUCAUCUCCAUCCAGCGGCGAGCCGCGACACUGAGCUGACGCGGAGUCAGUCUGUUCUCACACCUUUUUCAUGUAUCUCCCCGUGCGUGUGUUUGAACUUCAGGUGUGCGAGUGACUGCUGGCACGCUCCGGCAGAAACACCCAGGCACACCCACAAGAAGUAAAGAAAGAAGUGGCGCUGGAAGUUGACCGGCAGAGUGUCAGCAUGGUGCUGAUGGUGGUGAUGGUGGUGACGGCAAGUUGGAGGCGGCUGACCAGUAGCACGGGAUAGUUGCAUUCAUCACUUCAGAGGAGGAGGAAUAAGAGGAGGAGGAGGAGGAGGAGAAUGGGCGUGUGCGUAAGGCGGUGCUGCUGCUGCUGCUGCUCAUCUUCUUCAUCCAUGUAAAGUUGAAAGUGGAGCCGCAGGAGAAGAAGAAGAAGAAGAAGAAGCGGGGGAGAGUCUCCGCCCGGAGGCAGAAGACGAGACAAGGAGGAGGGUGAGGAUGAGGAGGCACCGCGGCGGCUCGGUGCUCGUUGUGGGCGUCUGACCAGGCGAAGGCCACUGUUCUACUUUUCUGCUGUGAGGUAGAGCAGCCCCGCCCUGCCUGGGAGGAAGUGACAGACGAACGGAUAGACUGCCCCCCCCACCCCCGUGAAGUGUUCUCUCUUUCAUGGAUGCCAGGGUGGCCCUGCUGCACCUCUGGGCAGUCCUUGUCCUCCUGACAGCUGAGCUGAAGUGGAUUGAUACUGCAGAGGUCUACACCAACGCUUGGGCUGUCGAGAUCGUUGGCGGGCCAGAGGAGGCCGACCGCAUCGCCAGGGAACAUGGUUUCACCAACCUCGGCAAUGUUUUUGGAGAUUAUUAUCACUUCAGGCAUCAUGCCGUGGAGAAGAGGGCUUUGUCCGGCCACAGGGGGAUGCACAUCAGACUGCAGAAAGAACCCCAGGUCCUGUGGAUGGAGCAGCAAGUGGUGAGGAAAAGGAAGAGGAGGGAUGUGUAUGAAGACCCAACAGACCCUGAUUUCCCCAAGCAGUGGUACCUGACCACCCCAUCGCAUCAAGACCUGAAUACCAAAGUGGCCUGGGCUCAGGGCUACACGGGAAAAGGCGUUGUGGUGACUAUCCUGGACGACGGCAUUGAGAAAGACCAUCCUGAUCUCAUCAACAAUUAUGACCCUGAGGCCAGCUAUGAUGUGAACGAUGGAGACGCUGAUCCCCAACCAAGAUACACGCAGCGAAAUGAGAACAGACACGGGACCCGAUGUGCAGGAGAAGUUGCGGCUGCAGCCAACAACGGUGUGUGUGGUGUGGGCGUGGCCUAUAAUGCUAAAAUUGGAGGAGUUCGUAUGUUGGAUGGGGAGGUGACAGACAUGGUUGAGGCUCAUUCCCUUAGCCUCAAUCCGCAGCACAUCCACAUUUACAGCGCCAGCUGGGGCCCGGAAGAUGAUGGCAAGUCGCUGGACGGCCCUGCCAAGCUGGCCAAGGAGGCUUUUCUCCAGGGAAUCACCAAGGGACGCGGCGGACUGGGCUCCAUCUUCGUGUGGGCCUCUGGUAACGGUGGCCGCGAGCAGGACAGCUGCAACUGCGACGGCUACACAAACAGCAUUUACACCCUGUCCAUCAGCAGCACCACGCAGUCCGGCAACGUGCCGUGGUACAGCGAACCCUGCUCCUCCACGCUCGCUUCCACCUUCAGCUCCGGAAACCCGGGGGAGAAACAGAUAGUGACCACGGACCUCAGGCAGAAAUGCACAGACUCUCACACGGGGACGUCUGCCUCAGCCCCACUGGCUGCUGGGAUCAUCGCUCUGGCUCUGGAGGCCAACAUGAACCUGACCUGGAGGGACAUGCAGCACCUGGUGGUGAGAACGUCCCGGCCCGGACACCUCAGCGCCGGAGACUGGAAGACCAACGGAGUGGGACGCAGAGUGAGUCACUCGUACGGUUACGGGCUCCUGGAUGCCGGCGUUAUGGUUUCUUUGGCACAGAACUGGACGACACUGGGGCCACAGAACCAGUGUGUUCACACCAUGCUCACAGAGCCGAGAGACAUCGGAAACAAGCUGGUGUUCAGCAAGAGCGUGGAUGCCUGCUGGGGACGGCCCGAGUAUGUCAGCUCUCUGGAACACGCUCAGGCUCGCCUCACCCUCUCCCACAACCAGAGGGGAAAAUUGGCCAUUCAUCUCAUCAGCCCACUGGGCACACGCUCCACCCUGCUGUUCCCCAGGCCCAAUGACUUCUCCUCAGAGGGAUUCAACGACUGGGCCUUCAUGACCACCCACUCGUGGGACGAGGAUCCUCAAGGGGAAUGGACCCUGGAAAUUGAAAAUGUGGCGGCUAACGGACGCGACUAUGGUGUGCUGAGUCAGUUCACCCUCCUCCUGUGGGGCACUGGCCCCAGUGUCGUCAACCCCUCGUCGUCCGAUUUCCCUCGACCGUCCAACAACAGCUGCAAGACCUUCGACGCCCAGCAGAUCUGCAUCGAGUGCAGCCCCGGCUUCUCCCUCUUCCUCCAGGGUUGUGUGAAGUUGUGUCCGCCGGGCUUCACCUCGGGGCCGCAGCUGCUCAACCUCUCGCUGGAGAACUGGGUGGACUUGUCCUCAAUCCAGGCCUGUCUCCCCUGCAACCCCGCCUGCCUCACCUGCUCUGGCCCCGGCCCCACAGACUGCCUGUCCUGCCCCCCUCACAGCCACCUGGUCCUCACCUCCUGCCUGCACCAGAACCAGGUCCAGCGUAAGUCCCCUCUAGCCGGGGGACUCCAGGAAGACGGAGCCCAGCCGCACGAGGAGAUCCCGGCCGCAGUAGACAACAACGGCCAAGAGGGUGAGGAACCCCCGGGGCUCAGCGUCACUCCAUCCACUCAGCUGCCCGCCGUCGUGGCCGUGCUCAGCUGUGCCUUCAUCCUGGCUGCCUUCGGCGGGGUCUUCCUCCUGCUGCAGAUGCGCUCGGGUGGCGCCGCGCUGGGCUGGAGGACCAAACUGCCCUCUGUGUUUUCAGAGAGGAGGGGGGUGCGGGUGGGUUUUGGUUUUGGCUUCGGCCAAGGACGGGAGAGGAAGACGCGGAUAUGCUACAAGGGGAUCCCCACUGUGUGGGGGGAUGAGGACAUGAUCGCUUACGAGUCUGAAUCAGACAGCGAGGAAGUGGACAGGAACGGCGAGAGGACAGCGUUCAUCAAGACACAGAGCUCCAUCUAGACGAGCCUGCGUCUGCUGCCGUGGCGACAGCUCCAUGUCUCGGUGUGACUGUGACAAGAGGGACAAUCCCACAGAUGCUACAUCCACACUACUAUGUUUUUUUUUGACACAUCAACACCCGGCGCCCAAACUACUCUGGAGUUUUAGAGCCGAUAAAACUGAGAAGUUUGGAAACGCUGCCAUCACCGUUUUAGUUUGAAAAGUACGGGGCUGCGUUUUAGUCUGGACGGGCAGAAACAGAGCUGACGUAGACCCUCACCGUCGCUUGCCGAUUGGGUCUUUUCUGUCACAACGUAGCCUUUGCUGAUUCGUCAGGCUCCUGUUGUUUUCAUUAACAGCUUUAGUGCAGUUAAAUUCUACAUUUUCCCGCUUGUAUGUGUAGGAGAGGAGCUAUAACUCGAGCAAUCUGUGACAAUGCCCGUGUCCAGAGGGGCACGUACGCCUUUCUGUUUCCACCGGCACGAGUAUACCCGAUGUACGCAAGUGGUCACGUGAUCUGCGUAUUCAGGCAUGUUGGUAUGGACGGGGAUUCAAAUUUACAUGAAGCCAAAACCCUCGAUUAAACAGAUCAUUUUAGUUUGAAAAGUCGUUUUUAAACAAAGAAAACCGUAGUAGUAUGGAUGUAGCCAGAGUCAGACAAAAACUAAACGCAAGCCUUACUGUCCCAUCAGCACCUCAUCCACUCUCAUCCACAUCCACUGAAGAGUCAAACAUCUGGAUUUCAUGUAUUUAUUUACAUUUAUUAAUUUAUCUCAUUGUUUUGAUUCCAGAUGUAUUUAUUAUGCAUUUGAGAACUUUUUUUGUCCAGUUUAUUAAAGUGGUUUAGUAUUGUACUUCCUUUACUUCAACUUGGAGGCUUGCAAUAAACAAAAGGUCAAAGCAGCAGCAGCAGCGAUAUCCUGGUCGCAGGUAAAGGAAAAGCCUCCAGAAACAUCGAACACUACAUUUCCCAUAAUGCAGCUGAAUAGCAUUGUUGGAUUCCGCCCUGUCUGGUAAAUUCCCAUUUAAGUCGACUCUCCAAAAUCCCAAAGCCAGAGCCAACAAAAACCCCAGUGACAUUAAACAUGAAUCUGACAAACUCCAGGUCAUCACAGAUCCAAUAAUCUGUCUUUGUUUCUGGGUUGUUUUAUCAGACACCUGACAGAUUUCUUUGGGCCCGAGGUUGUGAUGUUGACAAGUUGUUAUUAAUAGUAGGAAAGCUUCUUUCUUUUUUUUAUCGGAGUAUUUCUGCAGCUUCACUCUGGGACGACAUGAGAAAACAUCCUGCAGCUGUUUGAUGAGCAGCAAACUGUGGAGGAUGUUCUGCUUUCAAUCAGGCCACAGUGGAAACUGCCACUAAAGCACAGACACAUCAGAUAAAACAUCAUAUUGACUUAUCACAGCGUUCUACUGUUAUUUGGGGGAAGUAAAAAAAAUAAAAAUAAAAAUCUCUCGCUGACCUUUACAGCAUUUUUCUUCUCGGAGCAGAUAUUGAUUUUCGGGGCUUCUCUCCCAGAACGUCUUCAUCAGGGUAAAGCUUGUUUCCCCCUUUUUCUAUUGUGAGCACCGUCCAAUGACAGACAAACACACGCUUUAUUUCCUCCAUUUAUAACAAACUGAAUCAAAAGGCUUGAAUGUUAGUGAUUAAAAAAAAAAAAACUGAUCUUGUAUUUGCAUUUUCUAUGUUUGUUUUAUAUCCUUUUUUAUUUAACUGACGAUGGAUGUUAAUAUUGUGAUUGAGAUUCAGUUUCAAGCUGGAAUAAAAAAAAAAGACUUUG
Hippoglossus stenolepis (Pacific halibut) is the source of this 5265-nucleotide messenger RNA. It is a transcript of the gene furinb, whose product is annotated as furin (paired basic amino acid cleaving enzyme) b. The record is from RefSeq and is a predicted model, not a curated record. Gene Ontology annotation, cellular component: trans-Golgi network; Golgi membrane. The transcript is spliced from 16 exons. Gene Ontology annotation, biological process: peptide hormone processing. Gene Ontology annotation, molecular function: serine-type endopeptidase activity. NCBI's taxonomy places the organism in Eukaryota, Metazoa, Chordata, Actinopteri, Pleuronectiformes, Pleuronectidae. Bases 986 to 3508 code for a protein of 840 amino acids.